AUGGCACUGCAAGUUGCUCAAAUGCAUGUUGCCAAAUCUAUAAUAGAUAAUAUUGACCAAUUAAGAAAAUGUUGACAUGAGACUAUUGAAUACAGAAUGGAUUUUGUAUGGCUACAAUCCUGGCAAAAAUUAUGUGGACACCUAACUUUCCUAACGCCAACAUUAACACUGAGACGUUCAUUCGUGAAAUUUGUCACCCCCUGCCCCCUAUUCAAUGUUGAUUCUCGCAUUCAAAUUUUAAAAGUUUCAUUUACCAACAUUGAGUUGGGGGUAGGAGGGGGAGAAAUUUUCUGGCGGAUAAAUUAUGCAGAAAUAUAUCUAUUUUUGUUUGACGCACGCGCUGUCCACGAUAAUUUUUGCCAGGAUUGUCUGAAAUUAUCACAUAUUUCCAACUGCCUGAUUUCAUGAAUUUAAGGCUCGAUCCAAGAUAAAAUAGGCUUGUUUGUUUAGCAAAAGGAGCAAACAAUUAGUAAAUCAGGUUAUAUUUAGUUUUUUACUUUCCGAUCUAUGUUAAGUGUCACCUAUCACAUUACAUGUCAAGUGGCCUUUUACGUAUUAUCGGGAUUUAUACAAUUACAACUUAGUCUGCAACUCUAAAAAAAAAUAUAUUCGUUUUACAAAUUAUUGAACAUUGUGGAGAACGACGAUGUCUUACAGUACUUAGUCAGACAGUGGAAAAUGUUCAGCCAAAAAAUGCGAGGUUUGUUUACCUCAUAACUUAGAGCCAAACAGAUCUAUCUUGACUUUAGUUCCUGAGCGUGAAUCAUUUGCAUUAUUGGUAAUAUACAUGCAUUUCAUAAUGCAGAUCCUUUGUUAGCCUGCAACAUUUUGCAAUGGGUUUGCAGCAUGGAGCAUCAUAUUCCCGUGUAUUCAUACAAUAUAACUGUAUAAAACUGUACAAAUGUGUAAGUAAUGUUAUUUUGAAAGUGUAGUAAAUUGAUACAGUACACGGCUAUGUAGCGUAACCAAAUUCACACUAAAUAUAAUAGACUAUAGGGUUAUUUUAGUGUAUACGCAUCCGAAGCGCUCACUAUUUUCAGAUUUUUUUGUACCAAGCGCAACCCAACAGCGACUAUAGAGCGCCUUUAAUCUAACAGUGACGUCACACGGUACACGGCUGUGUAUCGUAUAGUAAAGAAUACACAGCUUAAAUAUUUUAAUCACCACACUACACAGCCGUGUACCGUGUGACGUCACUGGUAGAUUAUACGCGCUCUACAGUCGCCGUUGGGCUGCGUUUGUUAUAAAAAAUCUGAAAAUAGUGAGCGCUUCGGAUGCGUAUACACAAAAAUAUAUUUAGUGAGAAUUUGGUUCCGCACUUAAAGUACUUUUGUUGAAAACUCGUCUUACUGCGUCUGCAUAAUUAGUUCAGCAAAGCGUAUAUCAUGCCCAAAAGCCGCUCACCCACAAAAUUAUAAAUAUGCUUUAAAAAACAAUUAAACCAGUUUAAACAAUCUGUUUGUUAUCCUAAAACAAUGGCAGCAUCAAAAAUUUAUAGUAAAAGGCCUGUUAAUUAAACCAGUUUAAACAAUCUGUUUGUUAUCCUAAAACAAUGGCAGCAUCAAAAAUUUAUAGUAAAAGGCCUGUUUUGGGUGAAAAUUAUGGAUAUUUUUUUUAGGUCAUUUUCAGACAAUCCUGGCAAAAAUUAUGUGGACACCUAACUUUCCUAACGCCAACAUUAACACUGAGACGUUCAUUCGUGAAAUUUGUCACCCCCUGCCCCCUAUUCAUUGUUGAUUCUCGCAUUCAAAUUUUAAAAGUUUCAUUUACCAACAUUGAUUCUCGCAUUCAAAUUUUAAAAGUUUCAUUUACCAACAUUGAGUUGGGGGUAGGAGGGGGAGAAAUUUUCUGGCGGAUAAAUUAUGCAGAAAUAUAUCUAUUUUUGUUUGACGCACGCGCUGUCCACGAUAAUUUUUGCCAGGAUUGUAGCUUUGCAUUUAAAUUUGUCUGGAACUUGAGAUCAGAAUUCAUCUGUGCUGUUUGAACGCCUUUUAUUAACCUUUGAACAUGACCAGAUCUGGUUUUGCCUGUAAUUUUGGCACAACCAUUGAAAUGCUGUCGCCAUGGUCCUAGCCAAUGCACUUACGAGAGGCAUUCACCUCCCUGAGAAUAUUGAAAAUGGCAGAUGUUCGGGGGUGAAUAACCACACUGGCUGGACCAUGGUGACAGUAUUUUGACGAUGAAUCAUGACGUGGCAGCAAAUUAAGGUUCUUGGCAGUGAGGACAAGUAUCCUGGUUGUGAGGACAAGGUUCCGGACGCUGAGGAUAAGGUGGCCGGCGCUGAGGACAAGGUUGUUGGCGUUGAGAAAAAGGCUCCUGGCGGUAAGGACGAGGCUCCUGGCGUUGAGGACAUUGUUCCUGGCGGUGAGGACAAGGUUCCUGCCGGUGAGGGCAAGUUCCUGGCGGUCAGGACAAAGUUUUUGGCGGUGAGGACGAGGUUCCUGGCGGUGAGGACAAGGUUCCUGGCGGUGAGGACAAGGUUCCUGGCGGUGAGGCCAAGGUUCCUGGCGGUGAGGACAACGUUCCUGGCGGUGAGGACAAGCUUCCUGCCGGUGAGAACAAGGUUUCCGGCUGUAAAAAAUGUUUCUGACGCUGAAGACAAGGUUCCUACCGGUGAGGAGAUGGUUCGUGCCAAUGCGGACAAGGUUCCUGGCGGUGAGGACAAGGUUCCUGCUGGUGAGGACAAGGUUCCUGCGGUGAGGACAAGGUUCCUGGCGAUGAGGACAAGGUUUCUGGCGGUGAGGACAAGGUUCCUGACGCUGAGAACACGGUUCCUGACGCUGAGGACAAACUUUCUGGCAUUGAGGACAAGGUUCCUGGCGGCGAGGACAAAAGUUCCUGGCGGUGAGGACAAGGUUGCUGGCGGUGAGCACAAGGUUGCUGACGCUGAGGACAAGGUUCCUGGUGAAGAUUACAUGGUUCCUGACGGUGAGGACAUGGUUCCUUGCGGCGAGGAAGACGUUCCUGACGCUGAGGACAAUGUUCGUGACGCUGAAGACAAGGUUCUUGUCGGUGAGGACAAGGUUUCUGUCGGUCAGGAUAAGAUACCUGGCGGUGAGAACAAGGUUCCUGGCCGUGAGGACAGGGUUCCUGCCGGUGAGGACAAGGUUCCUGCCGGUGAGGACAAGGUUCCUGGCGAUCAGGACAAGGUUUCUGGCUCUGAGAACAAGGUUCCUGACGCUCAGGAGAAGGUUCCUGAUGAAGAGGACAAGGUUUCUUGCGGUGGGGACAAGGUUCCUGGCGGUGAGGAAAAGGAUCCUGACGCUGAGGACAAGGUUCCUGACGCUGAGGACAAGGUUUCUGUCGUUGAGGACAACGUUCGUGGCGAUGAGGACAAGGUUCCUGGCGAUAAGGACAAGGUAUCUGGCGGUGAGGACAAGGUUCCUGCCGGUGAGGACAAGGCUCCUGCCGGUGAGGACAAUGUUCCUGCCGGUGAGGACAAGGUUCCAGCCGGUAAAGAAAAGGUUCCUGGCUGUGAGGCAAGGCUCCUCGCGGUGAGGACAAGGUUCCUGGCGGUGAGGCCAAGGUUCAUGACGCUGAGGACAAGGUUCCUGGUGAAGAGGACAAGGAUUCCAGGCGGUGAGGACAAGGUUCCUUGCGGCGAGGACAAGGUUCCUGACGCUGAGGACAAUGUUCCUGACGCUGAGGACAAGGUUCCUGUCGGUGAGGACAAGGUUCCUGUCGGUGAGGACAAGGUUCCUGGGGGUGAGAAGAAGGUUCCCGGCGGUGAGGACAAGGUUCCUGACGAUGAGGUCCAGGUUACUGGCGGUGAGGACAAGGUUCCUGCCGGUGAGGACAAGGUUCCUGCCGGUGAGGACAAGAUUCCUGGUGAUGAGAACAAGGGUUCUGGCGGUGAGGACAAGUUUCCUGACGCUGAGAACAAGGUUGCUGACGCUGAGGACAAGGUUCCUGGCGGUGAGAACAAGGUUCCUGGCGGUGAGGACAAGGUUCCUGGCGAUGAGGUCCUGGUUACUGGCAGUGAGGACAAGGUUCCUGCCGGUGAGGACAAGGUUCCUGCCGGUGAGGACAAGAUUCCUGGCGAUGAGGACAAGGGUUCUGGCGGUGAGGACAAGUUUCCUGACGCUGAGAACAAGGUUCCUGACGCUGAGGACAAGGUUCCUGGCGGUGAGGACAAGGUUCCCUGGCGUUGAGGACAAGGUUCCUGACGGUGAGGCCAAUGUUGCUGGCGUUGAGGCCAAGGUUCCUGACGCUGAGGACAAGGUUCCUGGUGAAGAGGACAAUGUUUCUUGCAGUGAGGACAAGGUUCUUGGCGGUGAAGAAAAGGAUCCUGACGCUGAGGACAGGGUUCCUGUAGUUGAGGACAACGUUCCUGGCGGUGAGGACAAGGUGCCUGGCGGUGAGGACGAGGUUUUUGGCGAUGCCGACAAGGUCCCUGGCGAUGAGGACAUGGUAUCUGGCGGUGAGGACAAGGUUCCUGCCGGUGAGGACAAGGUUCCUGCCGGUGAGAACAAGGUUCCUGGCGGUGACGCAAUGUUCCUGGCGGAGACGACAGGGUUCCUGGUGGUGAGGACAAUCUUGCUGCCGAUGAGGACAUGGUUCCUGGCGGUGAGGAAAAGGUUCCUGCCUGUGAGGACAAGGUUCCUGCCAGUGAGGACAAGGUUUCUGGCGGUGAGGCCAAGGCUCAUGACGCUGAGGACAAGGUUCCUGGUGAAGAGGACAAGGAUUCCUGGCGGUGAGGACAAGAUUCCUGGCAGUGAGGACGAGGUUCCUGGCGGUGAGGACAAGUUCCCGGCAGUGACGGCAAGGCUCCUGGCGGUGGGCGGUGACGGCAAGGUUCCUGGUGUUGCGAACAAGGUCCCUGGCGCUGAGGACAGGGUUCCUGACGGUGAGGACAAGGUUCCUCGCGGUGAGGACAAGGUUCUUGGCGGUGAGGACAAGGUUCCUGGCGUUGAGGACAUGGUUGCUGGCGGUGAGAACAGGGUUUCUGGCAUUGAGGACAAGGUUCCUGGCGUUGAGAACUAGGUUUCUGACGGGGAGGACAAUGUUCCUGCCGGUGAGGAGAAGGUUCCUGCCGGUGAGGACAAGGUUCUUGGCGGCGAGAACAAGGUUUCUUCCAUUGAGGACAAGGUUCCUGUCGUUGAGGACAACGUUCCUGACGGUGAGGACAAGGUUCCUGGCAGUGAGGUCAAGGUUCCUGGCGGUGAGGACAAGUUCCCGGCAGUGACGGCAAGGUUCCUGGCGGUGACGAUAAGUUUCCUAUCGGUGACGACAAGGUUCCUGCCGAUGAGCUCAUAGUUUCUGGCGGUGAGCAGAAGGUUGCUGCUGGUGAGGACAAGGUUCCUGCCAGUGAGCGCAAGGAUCCUGGCGGUGAGGACAAGGUUCCUGGCGAUGACGACAAGGUUCCUGGCGGUGAAGACAAGGUUUCUGACGGGAAGGACAAUGUUCCUCCCGGUGAGGAGAAGGUUCCUGGCAGUAAAAACAAGGUUUCUUGCAUUGAGUACAAGGUUCCUGUCGUUGAAGACAACGUUCCUGGCGGUGAGGAGAAGGUUCCUGGGAGUGAGGACAAGGUUCCUGGCGGUGAGGACAAGUUCCCGGCAGUGACGGCAAGGUUCCUGGCGGUGACGACAAGUUUCCUGGCGGUGACGUCAAGGUUCCUGCCGGUGAGCUCAUGGUUUCUGGCGGUGAGCAGAAGGUUGCUGCUGGUGACGACAAGGUUCCUGCCAGUGAGCACAAGGAUCCUGGCGAUGAGGACAAGGUUCCUGGCGAUGAGGACAAGGUUCCUGGCGGUGAAGAGAAGGUUUCUGACGUGGAGGACAAUGUUCCUGCCGGUGAGGAGAAUGUUCCUGCCGGUGAGGACAAGGUUCCUGCCGGUGUGAACAAGGUUCCUGGCGGUGAGGACAAGGACCGUGGCUGUGAGAACAAGGUUCCUGGCGGUGAGGACAAGCUUGCUGGCGGUGAGGACAUGGUUCCUUGCGGCGAGGACAAGGUUCCUGACGCUGAGGACAAGGUUCCUGUCGGUAAGGACAAGGUUCCUGUCGGUCAGGACAAGAUUCCUGGCGGUGAGAGCAAGGUCCUGGCCGUGAGAACAGGGUUCCUGCAGGUGAGGACAAGCUUCCUGGCGAUGAGGACAAGGUUUCUGGCUCUGAGAACAAGGUUCCUACCGCUGAGGACAAGGUUCCUGAUGAAGAGGACAAGGUUUCUGGGGGAGGGGACAAGGUUCCUGGCCGUGAGAAAAAAGAUCCUGACGCUGAGGUGAAGGUUCCUGACGCUGAGGACAAGGUUCGUGUCGUUGAGGACAACGUUCCUGGCGGUGAGAACAAGGUUCAUGGCGGUGAGGACAAGGUUCCUACCGGUGAGGACAAGGUUCCUGCCGGUGAGGACAAGGUUCCUGCCGGUAAAGACAAGGUUCCUGGCUGUCAGGACAAGAUUCCUGGCGGUGAGAACAAGGUUCCUUGCAGUGAGGACAGAGUUCCAGCCGGUGAGGACAAGGUUCCUGCCGGUGAGGACAAGCUUCCUGGCGAUGAGGACAAGGCUUCUGGCUCUGAGAACAAGCUUCCUGGCGAUGAGGACAAGGCUUCUGGCUCUGAGAACAAGGUUCCUGGCGCUGAGGACAAGGUUCCUGAUGAAGAGGACAAGGUUUCUGGGGGUGGGGACAAGGUUCCUGCCGGUGAGGAAAAAGAUCCUGACGCUGAGGUGAAGGUUCCUGACGCUGAGGACAAGGUUCCUGUCGUUGAGGACAACGUUCCUGGCGGUGAGGACAAGGUUCAUGGCGGUGAGGACAAGCUUUCUGCCGUUGAGGAAAAGGUUCCUGCCGGUGAGGACAAGGUUCCUGGCGGUGAGGACAAGGUUAAUGGCGGUGAGGACAAGGUUCCUGCCGAUGAGGACAGGGUUCCUGGCGACGAGGACAAGGUUCCUGCCGGUGAGGACAAGCUUCCUGGCGAUGAGGACAAGGUUUCUGGCUCUGAGAACAAGGUUCCUACCGCUGAGGACAAGGUUCCUGAUGAAGAGGACAAGGUUCCUGGCGGUGAGGACAAGGUUCCUGGCGGUGAGGCCAAGGUUCAUGACGCUGAGGACAAGGUUCCUGGUGAAGAGAACAAGGUUCCAGGCGGUUAG
This is a messenger RNA of Paramuricea clavata, 7074 nucleotides long. NCBI's taxonomy places the organism in Eukaryota, Metazoa, Cnidaria, Anthozoa, Malacalcyonacea, Plexauridae. The record is from the annotation of a GenBank genome assembly.